Molecule: messenger RNA, 1152 nt
Organism: Pleurotus ostreatus (oyster mushroom)
Lineage: Eukaryota; Fungi; Basidiomycota; Agaricomycetes; Agaricales; Pleurotaceae
Exons: 3
Coding region: 1-1152 (383 amino acids)
Source: RefSeq, a predicted model, not a curated record
AUGGCGCCUUCAAACAACAACAGCAAUAAAGCCUCCCUGCGACCUGUGACUCUGACUCCUGUCGUUGACGAGAACGUCUCUGGCCGCGCACGCAGUACCAUCGCGCCAUCUUCGAAAUCAGGUGGCAAGAGUACGAACACCGCGAGCGCGAAUUCGAAGCCGCUUUCAGCAACUGGGAGGCUGAACGAGUUCAUUUGGCCUUCGCAGCGAACACCCACAGCUGCCUCAGCGGAGAAAAGCGCGGAAGGUGGGGACAAGACCCCGAGGGGGAAGACGAAGGAGCGCGGCGAGAAUGCCAGGACCUCUCCUGCUUUCCGAACCACAGGAAUCUCCACUUACAAACAAGUUGAGCCUCCCGACCAGGCUCUGAAUGCAUCUGUGAACAUAGCUGCGGGCCACUUCGAGUGCAAGGAUGGUGACAAGAUGCACGCAAAGCGCAAGGCGGGGAAAGACGACGUCAAUGCCUUUGCAUGUCGCGUCGGUAUUGCUACCGAAGAUACUUGUCACCAAACUUCGUCUCCAACAAAGCGGCCACGAGGGGGCCAGACACCUACCACUAUCGCGGGUGAAUUCACAGUAGAAUUGGGACCAGAAGUACGAACCUAUACAAAGAUUGCUUUAGACAUCUACGGAUGCUCCCACUGCGACCAGAUAGUCGUCGGGAGGGACAAGUCCGCGCAUGGCUGGCACUGUUGGAAGGGGGAUGCUGGUACGCGGUGCGAGCUCUGCGGACACGUCUCGUACGACCGCAGGAAAGACGGGCUCGAUAGCCACAAGAAAUGGGCGAUAUGCGGGGCGAAGCGCAUGGACUAUGCGCGGUCGCUGGCCCAGCUCCGGUCUGCGGUUCCGCGAAGGAUGAGAGUGCAGGCAGCUAUCGAGCGCGAGCGCAAGAACGCCGGUGCGGCCGAUAGGUCCUGCGCAGCCGCUGUUCAUGACGAUGAAGGAGUUGCCGAGGAGGACCGGUACCAUGGAGCUUAUAGUGAAGACUUGGAGGGUGAUGAUGGAGAAGGAUGCACUGAUGAAGAAGGGGAUGACGGGGACUCGGCCGCUACUGGUGGAGAACAGGAGCACGACGUGAGCACGCCGUCAUGGGACGCUGACGAGGUCCGUGGGAUCCGGUACGAGGACUAUAUACUUGAAGAUCGUCCGUGA